Molecule: messenger RNA, 4164 nt
Organism: Plenodomus lingam JN3
Lineage: Eukaryota; Fungi; Ascomycota; Dothideomycetes; Pleosporales; Leptosphaeriaceae
Source: RefSeq, a predicted model, not a curated record
AUGUACUACAUGUAUAACAUAUACGCACGCAUGGACUGGGCUUUGGGUGCCAAGGCAGGCCAAAAGGUCAAGGGCCUAACUCCUAGAGACCAGACUAACGUUCCGGCCUUCAAGGCUUUUGCCCUUUCCCGCCUACCUUCCGCCUACUUUCCGCCAACCUUUGAGCCUGGGCACUUCUCGCCAGACGACGUCCAUUCUUUCUCUUUUGGCCCUGCCGCCGCCGCAACAACACCCUUUCCCCGUCACCCAACGCCUUUACGCCUACCACCACCACCACCACCACCACCACACUACCACUACCACCACCACCACACUACCACUACCACUACCACAGCCAACCCCCCCCCCUCGCUCACCCUCUCUGCGCCAUUCCAAUUGCGCCGACUGCGACUGCACCCUUCGCCUCCAUCUACGCCCCAGCCAUGCGAUAGUCGACCAUUCCCACCCAGCACUCACCUUCUACCUUCUUUCACCCUCGGCGAUCGAUCAAAGUCCUUGUACCUGGCCCUGCGCCCACCUUCCCUUUCGCCCCUCUCCUUCCUCGCCAGAGGCCUGUCUAUUCUCACCUGCCCCAUCACCUGGCCACAGAAGCGAUUAGGCAUUCUCAUCAUGGAUUCCAGCAGCGCGCCCAACCCAGCGGCCGCGGCUCGAGAAGGCGACAGCAAGAAGCGCGAUCGCGACGGCAUCCUGCUCAAUGGCGACCGAAUCGAGGCGCGCCGAGACACACCAGCCGGCCCCUCUGUCAAUGCCCGCUCGACCCAAGGCGCUGGCAUGAAUGGCGCAUCCAUGGCCGUGGCUGGGCCAGGUGGCUCUAUGCCUGACCAAUACCCGGAACAACCUCCCGAAAUCCACCACAUCCCCUCGGAACUCUACAACCCCCUCUCCGUCCUGCUCGAGCGGAUAGCGCAAGAGUGCUACAAUGAUCUUACCGACCUCCUCACCAACAUGGCCGACCUGCCCCUGGCUCCCACCUCCAACGGCGCCCUACCCAACGGACUGGGCAGUCAUGGCCAGGAGAAUGCCGAGGCGAACAAACGGAAGAAAUUGAUGCUGCUCAAGUUCGCUCAGGACAAUCGGUCCAAGUUCAUCAAACUGCUUGUACUGACAGAAUGGGGCAAAAAGGCCGCACACGAUGUCUCCAAACUCAUCGACUUGUUCGCCUGGACCCAGGAGCAAAACGCGCACAUGGAAUGUCUCGACGAACAACUUCAGCGCAUCAAGAUCCAUUCCAACAUGGCCCGAGAGAACAACCCGGACAUCAACACGGCGCUCGAGAUCCUCUCCACGGCCAAGGCCUCUUGGAUGCCUGCUCUCGACUACCUUCCCGCUGAGCCCAUCUCUUCCGAACAGGCCCUCACGCUGCUGCAACACAUGAACACCUCGCUUUCCAUACGCCUGAACCUCCACGAAAAUCUCCCACGCCAUCUACGAAACUGGAGGAUACAUUCUGGACGCGCCACAUUUGUAAUCCCAAACGAGUUCGAGUUUGAUGUCAUCUCCUUUGUCGAAGAUGCUUCCUCGCAGUGGUCCUUCAUCGACAUACGCCUACUCUUCUCUCCCGCCCCGGUCAUCACCGUCGGAAGUCCAUUUUUCAUGACGCUCAAGUACAAGGCCGACGAGGUGUUGGGCAAAUCCGGCCUGUCCGGCCUCUUCGAUUACCUGCAAAACUUCAUUCUCACGCACAAGAUCUCCGUGCUCCGAUCACAGGCGGUCGGGCUUGUCCGUUUAGGCCGCGCCGCAUCCCUCAAAGUGGAGCCUGUUCAUCGUGAGCUCAUUGUACAAUACUGGAUGAAUAGGCCGGGGAAGAAGAACUGGAUCGAUAUUGGUGUAUCUCACAACAGGCCAAAAAAUGGCAAAGUCUCGUGGCGGGGUCCUCCACUGCCCACGCUCGAAGCGCGCUGGUUUCGUGAGGGCAAGGAAGUAAAGGACGCCGAGUUGUCGUUGGACUGGUCAGAUUUGUCCAUGGAACGAAUCGUCAAGCAAAUCACGGCACGCCACACCAACGACAUACUACGAGCGACCCAGGAGAGCAUCAAGUUGAAGUUGCGUGUCGAAUUGCAGACUUCGGAGACAGAACCUGCCGACUGUAGGCUCAGGACCACCCUGGGACCAAAGUCCAACUCGCUUACCAUGUCACUGGAACCCGUCACUGGCCGCUACCUUCUCAGGCCGGCGAAUGCUACCACAGCACGCGCAGAGAAUGCUUUCAACCAGGGUCGGGAGCCAGCUGCCAUUGGCCACAUCUUGACCCAAGCUCUGGCUCAGUCACUACUGCUCUCCAUUCAGAGUGUAGCCAGCCAGCUCGGAUGGCAGGCAGUAUCGAGACGGACAUUGCAAGCCAAGGUGGUCAAAGAGGCUGUGAAUCUGGAUGUCAUCCAGUACUCGCUAUACUGCCCACGCGGCUGGUCGGCGCAAUGGGCGCUCGGUGCGAUCAUAGACACCAACGGCGAGUCUUGGUGGGUCUUGGAGUUGAAUUCGACGGGUUCUGCUGUCGAAUAUGCAGAAGAGAUCAAGAUGAAGAGACCAGAGGGAAGCUCAUUGUCCGUUGACCGAAAGACCUUGGCUAGCCUUGCCAGAGUCGCUGUGCAACUCAUCUCCUUCCGUGUGACAGCACGACAGUUGAGCAAGGAAAAGAAGUCGUGCAGCCUUCGAUACGAAUUCGCGCGCGCCAGCACAUCCGCCGUCACCAAGAACGUUGCUCGCGGAUGGGCUCUCCACAUACAGACCUCGGAUCUCAUAGUCACGCGAUCUGACGAGCAACCCUGGCUCGAGUCCACCGUGGCCGUUCACUGUGAGGGACUUCGAGCAGGAGGUCAGCACGUCUGGCACAUCGCCAGUGGGCGCAUGCUGCCAUCCGCUGCCGCAGACAUGCAAAAACUCAUGGCUGCAUCCCCACCCUCGACCUUUAGCUUCUCGGAAGACGGCCGUUUCCGCAUCCUCCUCUCCACUCCCUUUGGCCACAACAUCCUCGACGAACUACGUGCGCGCCUCCGUGAUGUAAACCGUCUCCGCUCUUUUGCCACAACCCUCCAGAAACGACGGAUGCGUCUGGGUGCCUCCUCCUUGCAGAGGGUGCAGUUUGAGUACGGCCCUGGACCACUGGUCGCCGCUAUCAACUUUGCCUCGGAGAAUGAAUUCACGGUUGAAAUGUCCCCCAAAAAUCCACACUACCGCAUCUUACAUCUCCUGACCGCCAUCGCAAACGACCGAAUGCCCGGCCUCCCCGCCUCAUUAGAAGGCAGCGACACAAACGGACUAGAUCGUUUCUGCACCUCGCUCAUGCUCACCCGCUCCAUGCUCAAAGUGCUCGCCGAACUGGAAACACGGACGCCCGGCAACGUCAAGAACCCCGCCGUGCACGUCCACUCGCUCUUCAAAUACAGACUGACGUACGAGAACCCAGUCUGCACCUUCGACAUGCGUCUCCAACCCAAAGACGACAGCGUCUUCUGGCUCAUCGAGGACAACUACCGCACUCGCGGCCAGGAAACGCGACCGAGUCCCGAGCGCACACCCGGCCACCGUCGUCUAGACGACCUCCAGGCCAAGCUCAAGGAGCUCUUCAGCACAAAGAGCACAGGCUGGUUCGGCACGCGAAACGGCAUGGUAGCCGAAUUAGACGCCGUGCCCGAUGCGCUACGCAAGCUCGACGCCUGUGUGCUGGAGUGUACAAUGGAGGGCGGAUACAAAGCCCCCCCGCCGGAACAACCGGCCUCUCAAGCGCAGAUGAAUACUGCACAGCCAGGGCAGCAACACUUGCAAAACCAACAUGCCCAUCACCAACAGCAGCAGCAACAGCAGCAGCAACAGCAACAGCAACAGCAACAGCAACAGCAACAAAAGCAGCAGCAGCAGCAAGUAAACCAACAACGCAUACAACAACACCAACACCGCCAACAACAACAACAACACCUCCACCAUCAACAACAGCAACAACAAAACCACACCCUGGCCCUCUCCCACGCUCAAUCCCAACAUCGAAAACAACUCCAACACCAGUCUCGCACUCAUCUUCCCAACCAAAGACCACCCCCUCCACCACCGCAACAACAACUUCAACAACAUCGCCCCGCCCCAGGCUCGGCUCCGCCUGGUUCGGCACUAGCGCAACCUCCUUCGAGACAGCCGGGGCAGAGUAAAUCAGAUGUCAUUACUAUUGAUUGA